CCACCAUCUUAACAAAUUCCUGAAGUUUACUACAAACUCAUAACUAGCCUAGCUGCCUGCUCAGAAAUUGUGGAGGAAAAAAACUAAUAUGGGUGAAAUUUUUGUUUACAUUCUAAUCUUUCUUUUUACUCUGUUUUUACAUAAAUCCUUGAGAAAGGAGAAGAAACAGCCCAAGAAAAGAGUUAACCUUCCUCCGGGAUCAAUGGGUUGGCCGUUCAUAGGAGGAACCCUUCAACUCUACUCUCAAGACCCAAAUAUUUUCUUUGCUUCCAAACAGAAAAGGUAUGGAGAGAUUUUCAAGACACACAUUUUGGGGUGUCCCUGUGUGAUGCUGGCUAGCCGUGAGGCAGUUCGGUUUGUGUUGGUGACCCUGGCUCACUUGUUCAAGCCAACCUACCCCAAAAGCAAGGAGAAACUCAUUGGCCCGGCAGCCCUGUUUUUCCAUCAAGGAGACUACCAUAUUCGCCUGAGAAAGCUAGUGCAAGGCUCCCUGUCCCCAGAGUCCAUCCGGAACUUGGUGGCUGAUAUUGAUGCCAUGACAGCCUCCACCUUGGAGUCCUGGCAUGGCGGGCGCAUCAUCAACACCUUCCAUGAAAUGAAAAAGGCGAGAAAGAGGCUAAGUGAGAUUCUGAGUGAAAUUAUACGAGAAAGGAAGGAGAAGAAGUUACUCGAAAAGGAUUUGUUGGGGUGUCUAUUGAAUUCCAAGGAUGAAAAUGGAGAAGUCCUGACUGACGAUCAGAUUGCUGAUAACGCGAUCGGAGUCCUUUUUGCGGCUCAGGACACCACAGCGAGUGUCAUGACAUGGAUUGUCAAGUACCUCCAUGACAACCCGAAACUUCUAGAGGCAGUGAAGUCUGAACAAAAAGCAAUCAGGAAACAGAAUGAAGAAGAAGGAAAACAGCUUAAUUGGUCACAAACUAGGAACAUGCCUGUUACUUACAGGGUCAUAUUGGAGAGUUUGAGAAUGGCAAGUAUCAUAUCUUUCACUUUCAGAGAAGCAGUGGCCGACGUUGAAUACAAAGGGUACAUCAUUCCUAAGGGAUGGAAAGUAAUGCCUCUGUUCAGGAACAUUCAUCACGAUCCAGAAUUUUUUACUGAUCCUCAGAAAUUUGACCCUUCAAGAUUUGAGGUUGCUCCAAAACCCAACACAUUUAUGCCAUUUGGCAGUGGAGUUCAUGCUUGUCCUGGAAAUGAGCUAGCAAAGCUUGAGAUGCUUAUAAUGACACAUAACUUGGCUUCAAACUAUAGGUGGGAAGCGGUAGGAUCCAAAAGUGGGAUUCAGUAUGGUCCAUUUCCAGUUCCACGGCAUGGACUCCCCACCAAAUUUUGGAAAGAAUGUAUAAGCUAGGAAAGGCAGUUGAAUGAAGCGACUCUCUUUCCGGAUUCAUUGCCAUUGAAUCCUCUUGUAUUUUUUUCCUCUCUUGAUUUCUAGGAAGGUCAUGUAUGGAUGGUCAGAUUUUCCU
Rubroshorea leprosula is the source of this 1463-nucleotide messenger RNA. Lineage: Eukaryota; Viridiplantae; Streptophyta; Magnoliopsida; Malvales; Dipterocarpaceae. The record is from the annotation of a GenBank genome assembly.